This is a messenger RNA of Chenopodium quinoa (quinoa), 1659 nucleotides long. RefSeq names its product protein PELOTA 1-like. The transcript has 16 exons. NCBI's taxonomy places the organism in Eukaryota, Viridiplantae, Streptophyta, Magnoliopsida, Caryophyllales, Amaranthaceae. The record is from RefSeq and is a predicted model, not a curated record. Bases 228 to 1364 code for a protein of 378 amino acids. Gene Ontology annotation, cellular component: cytoplasm. Gene Ontology annotation, biological process: nuclear-transcribed mRNA catabolic process, no-go decay; nonfunctional rRNA decay; RNA surveillance.
UACCAAACCUAAGCUAAUAAAUAUCCCAACUUUGUUGGGAAGGAGAGAGAAAAAAUUAGAGGAUCCGGACUUUCAAACUAAGGGAGAACUCGGGCUUUCAUCCUCUUGCUCUCAACUCUGUUUCUGCAAUUCCAAAUCUCUCUGUUUUCUCCUCCUCCCUAAACCCUAAUUAAUCGAAAGGAGGAGAGAGAAAAUUAAAUUAAAUUAAAUCAAAUCAAAUCAUCUUUAUGAAGAUCGUACGUAGAGAUUUCGUUCGCGGCGGCCCUGGCAGUGUCAAGAUGAUACCAGAAGAAGCUGAUGAUAUGUGGAUUGUUUACAAUUUGAUUGCUGAAGGUGAUUCUGUUUUAGCCGUCACUGUUAGGAAAGUUUUGAGAGAGGCUGCUUCUGGAGGGAGGGACGCAGAGCGUGUGAAACUUAGGCUAGAAAUUGUAGUGGAGGCUGUGGAAUAUGAAAAAGAAGGUUCUGUCUUACGUAUACGUGGAAAAAACACUCUGGAAAAUGAUCAUGUGAAGAUAGGUGCUUUUCAUACCCUGGAACUUGAGUUGCAUCGACCUUUCGUGCUGAGGAAGGAUAUCUGGGACUCAUUGGCAUUGGAUAUGCUUCAUCAAGCAGCAGAUCCUUCUGCAAGUGCUGAUUUGGCUGUGAUAAUAAUGCAAGAGGGACUGGCACAUUUACUUUUGAUUGGUAAAAGUGUAACCCUUACUCGAUCUCGAAUAGAAGUCUCCAUUCCUCGAAAACAUGGACCUGCUAUUGCUGGAUAUGAAUCUGCCUUAAAUAAAUUCUUUGAGAAUGUACUACAGGCUUUCCUCAAAUAUGUUGAUUUUAAGGUUGUCCGAUGUGCUGUCAUUGCAAGUCCUGGAUUCACUAAGGACCAAUUUUAUCGUCAUCUGUUGCUAGAAGCUGAAAGGAAACAGCUGAGAUCAAUUAUAGAGAACAAGUCACGCAUAGUUCUUGUGCAUACAACUUCGGGAUACAAGCAUAGCUUGAGGGAGGUUCUUGAUGCGCCAAACGUGAUGAAUAUGAUAAAAGAUACAAAAGCAGCCCAAGAGGUCCGUGCUCUUGAGGACUUUUUCAGUAUGCUAUCAAAUGAUCCAGAUCGUGCAUGCUAUGGUCCUAAGCAUGUAGAAGUUGCCCAUGAGCGAAUGGCUAUACAAACACUUCUUAUCACAGACGAACAGUUCAGGAAUGCUGACAUUGCAACACGGAAAAAAUAUGUCAACCUGGUCAAUUCAGUCAAAGAUUCUGGAGGAAGUGUUCAUAUAUUCUCAUCCAUGCAUGUCUCAGGGGAGCAAUUGGCACAGCUGACUGGCAUUGCAGCAAUUCUUCGCUUCCCUCUCCCUGAUCUUGAUGAUAUUGAAAUGUGAUCGACGUAGAUCUAUGGGAUGACCAAUUUUGUACACCACUAAUUAUUACUGAAACAUACUGAAAAUUGUAUAUCACAAACUCUGUUAGCGACUCCUUUUCCUUCGAAGACUUAAAGUCUUGGGAGUUGUAUGUUAUAGUUAAGUUAUAGUCUAAGUUGCAAAAUAUGAUUCAUUUCUUCGUAGUGUGUGUUGUAAUGUCAGGUAAUAAUUCUACAAUUCAGAUUCUUUCUUGUAGCAUCCCAUGUAACACUACAUUCUUUGAUUGAAUAAAGCUAGCUUUAUGCUUCAUUUAUAA